UGUGGAUCAUCUUACAUGGGGUGCACUGUCCAAUUGGUAAAGAAUCUCUCAGAUGAAGUGGAAAAAUUGAGAAGAUAUGCUUCUCAGAUCAUCCACUAUCACAUUAUAAAAGGGGUGGACUAGCUCCAGAAAUUGUUACUUUGAGCCAUUGCCUUCCUCUUCAAAGUAAGGCCUAUUCCUAGUUCCUCUUUUACUUCUCAUAUGGAUGAGCGUAAGUUAGGCUACAAGGGAAAUGAUGUUCUUCAAGAGCUUGAGAUGCUGACUGUGAUUGCCAAAGUAGCCCAAGAGCUUAUAUUGAGAAAAAUCCUUGAGAAGAAUCAGGCUAUUGAAUACCUAUAUAAAUUCAUGAAUGGGUCCAAAGACAUUUCUGACUUCAAGAGCCAGGCUCCAGUAGUGACUUAUGAUGUGGUCCAGCCCUACAUUGCGAGGAUCGCAGCUGGUGAAAAAUCUUCAGUUUUAUGUGGAGAACAAAUUGUAGAACUGCUGAGAAGCUCUGGAACUUCUCGCGGUGAGCCAAGAUUGAUGCCAUCCAUCUCAGAUGAUCUUGACCGUCGAACAUACCUGUAUAGUCUCAUCAUGCCUAUCAUGAACAAGUAUACACGAGGUCUCGGUGAAGGGGAGGCCAUGUAUCUUCUCUUCGUGAAAGCUGAAACAUCGACGAAUUCCGGCAUUCCAAUUCGAUCAGUCCUCACUAGCUAUGAUAAGAGCCCUCACUUCUUGCACCGCAAGCACGAACUGUACAACAGUUAUACCAGUCCUGAUGAGGUCAUUCUUUGCCCUGAUAGCCAGCAGAGCAUGUACUGCCAGCUGCUUUGUGGCCUAAUAGAAUGCGAGCAUGUCCUUCGUCUCGGAGCAGUUUUUGCCUCAGCAUUCCUUCGGUCUAUCAGCUUUCUUGAGAAGCAUUGGUGUGACCUUGUUAAGGACAUCCGAAUUGGUCAGCUCAAUUCCAAUAUCACAAAUUCUUCAUGUCGCUUGGCCAUGCAGAGCUUUCUUGCAUGGCCAAACCCUGAGCUAGCUGAUGAGAUUGAGGCGAUAUGCAGCUCUGGGUCAUGGAAGGGAAUUCUAGGCAGGCUCUGGCCUAAUGUUAAGUACAUUGAAGCUGUUCUUACAGGCACGAUGGCACAAUAUAUCCCCAUGCUGGAAUUCUAUAGUGAUGGUAGGAUUCCCUUGGUCUGUACCAUGUGUGCUUCCUCGGAGAGCUAUUUUGGUGUCAAUCUGAGGCCACUGUGUAGCCCUACAGAUGUGUCUUACACCAUCCUUCCAAACAUGGCCUACUUUGAGUUUAUACCAUUGGAAGAUGGAGUGAAGUUGACAGAGGAUGAUGAGGUGGUGGAGAAUGACAAGCUUGUCAGCCUGGUGGAUGUCAAGGUUGGAUGCUACUACGAGCUUGUGGUUACCACAUUUUCUGAUCUUUACAGGUACCGAGUAGGCGAUGUGCUUCAAGUCACAAGCUUCUACAACUGCGCACCACAGUUCAAAUUCAUCUGUCGAAGAAAUGUCAUCCUCAGUGUUGAUUCUGAUAAGACCAAUGAGGAGGAUCUCCACAAUAGUGUCACCCGUGCCAAGAAAAUCCUGGAGAACCGAAAUUACCUCCUCCUGGAGUACACAAGUUGCACUGACACUUCCACUGUCCCUGGCCACUAUGUGUUCUUUUGGGAGAUCAAGUCCACAUAUGAAGGCACAACUACAUGCGCACCUCUCGAUGCCCAGCUCCUUGAGAGUUGCUGCGUUGCUGUCGAGGAGUCGCUCGACUACGUCUACAGGCGCUGUAGAGCCCAUGACAAGUCGGUAGGGCCACUGGAGAUCCGAUUGGUUGAAGCUGGCGCCUUUGAUGCUCUGACGGAUCUUUUGGUUAUCCAAGACUCCAUUAACCAGUACAAAACUCCGAGAUGCAUCGAGUCUGGUCCUGCGCUGAAAUUGCUUAAUUCCAAGGUCAUUGCUUGCUUCUUUAGUCCCCGGGAUCCUGAAUGGACUAUGUAA
Messenger RNA from Phragmites australis (common reed), 1980 nucleotides. RefSeq names its product probable indole-3-acetic acid-amido synthetase GH3.11. Lineage: Eukaryota; Viridiplantae; Streptophyta; Magnoliopsida; Poales; Poaceae. Gene Ontology annotation, cellular component: cytoplasm. Gene Ontology annotation, molecular function: acid-amino acid ligase activity. The record is from RefSeq and is a predicted model, not a curated record.